AUGAAGACCGCUGGAAUCAUCUCUGCCAUCGCGGCUGUCGCCUCUGCCACCACAGUUAGCUACGAUGAGGGAUACGAUCAAGCUGGCCGCGCACUUACGGUCGUCUCUUGCUCCGAUGGUGAUAAUGGUCUGAUCACCAAGUACGGCUACCAGACACAGGGAGCUAUCCCAGGCUUCCCACUCAUCGGUGGCUCGAGCGACAUUGCUGGCUGGAACUCACCACAAUGUGGAAAAUGCUACCAAGUCACAUACAAUGGCAACAGCAUCAACUUCGUGGCCAUGGACCAUGUUGCUCAAGGCGUCAACCUCAGCAAAGAGGCCAUGGACAGGCUCACUGGUGGACAGGCUGUGGCAAAGGGACGUGUCGAGGCCACUGUGACCCAGGUUGAUGUGUCUCAAUGCGGUCUCACGCCAAAGCGAUCGAUCGAAUUCAACGCAUAA
This is a messenger RNA of Fulvia fulva, 441 nucleotides long. Its product is annotated as Ecp45. The record is from RefSeq and is a predicted model, not a curated record. Bases 1 to 441 code for a protein of 146 amino acids. The transcript is spliced from 2 exons. NCBI's taxonomy places the organism in Eukaryota, Fungi, Ascomycota, Dothideomycetes, Mycosphaerellales, Mycosphaerellaceae.